UCGAGCGAACUGCUCGAUUGGUCAGUGGAAGUCACUCCAGUCCAGUGCAAAACAAAUAGUUGUAAUAGCAGACGAUGGCUGGAUGGUUUAAAAAAAGGACUGAAGGCCGAUGACCUUCAAUAUUGGUCUCAUGACGUUAGUUGGAGUUGGCAUUAGAUUUCUAAUGCCAUUUCUGGCUUCUUUUUUUAGUCCAAACUUUCCCAUGGCUUCACGAGUAAAAACUAACGUCGUAAAGUCGUUUCUUUUGCGCAUAGCUUAAUAGGUCCUGCUGUACAUUUCAUUCCAGUCGCAGUCGGGUUUACUGUGCUGUACUGUUGUUCAUCUCGUUUUUUGCCGCCCUUCGCCUCUAUCGAAACCGACGGUCGCUUUUGCCUUUAUCAAACCUUGUGUGGUUAGGGAGAUAAUCGGCCGUCCGUGAUUUCGUCAGUUGAGUGGUUAUAGAAUGAGAGUAGGACUGAUUUGGAUUUUAGUUACUCACACAACUGUUUAUCUCAUCACCUAGAGCUAAUCAGCUAAAGUGCUUUGAACACCCCAGUUAUUGCAGAAGAAAUGGAUGUUCCUAAGCAGAGAAACAAAGCUGUGACAAAAGUGUGCUUUGAAAGUUCGGAAAGCUUUGACAGUUCUUCUGUCUCAGACGAUGAGCUUGAUUCCACCUUCAACAAAUAUUCCUGCACACCUCCUAGCCGGCAGAACAUUAAAGGAAUGCAAAAAAGAAGGGAGCUGAGGAUACUGAACUCACCGAAACUGUCAUUGGAAAAAUUAGAAAAUGAUAAAAAGGACAAAACAACAACACAUAAGUGGCAACAAAGAGAAACAAGCAGACAACGAGGUUCUGAAAGAAAAAUGAAGUGGAUUACAUCUUCCAGUAAUGGAGGGACCUUAAAUACAGGAGAAACAAUGUCAGUGGAUGGCUAUGCAAGUGAGGACGAAGCAAAUUCUGAUGUCAAUGCUCCAAGCAACCAGGGAAUUAAGGUUGAAAGCCGAAAUCGUUUCAUGAGCCUGUGUUCCCGCUUGAUCAAAUUGCCGCGCAAAGUGAAAAGAACCGAUUCUCUUCUACAGAGCAGGCAGAUCAUUUCUUGCCAAAAUCGAGCAGAAUUUCAAAAUUAUUUUACGGAUCUUAUGAAAUCGUCAGGGAAUAUCGAAAAAACCAAUAAUCACGAAACCCAAGAAAGGAGUGAAGAAGAACUUUUGUGGCAGAGUGAAUUAAAAGAUCUUUUGUGGUUGGAACUACAAGCUUGGAUAUCUGACAGAACCCCACAAGAACAAGACAGCUAUCUUUAUGUCCAGCGCAAGAAAAUUCCAGACAUUUUGAACAGGAUAAUGGAGUACCGGUUCGAGCCUUUUUACGCUCCUUCGUCAGAGUGUUCGCAGUUUAGCGGAGCCUCAUCGCUUCACGAAGCAUUGGGAUGCCCCGGGUGUUUGGACGCGUUCUGUGAGAUGUGCUCUCUCAACCAAAGCAAAGCCUUAUACGAAAUUUCGACGCUAUUAAAAGAGCUGGAAAACGUGGAAGAGCUCUACCCUUCUGGUCGCGCGCUCGGCAUUGAUUAUCCUCUAUACAGUAGCAACGAGUUUAAUGAUCGGAUCAAAGCAAUCGUCUGCUGGUACAACGUGACUUGUUUGCUACAACUGAAAAUCGAUAUUAUCGGUCACAUGCUUGUAUCACUUGGCUCCAAAGGGCUUCCUUGGCCCACAUGGCCGCCUUGGCCAAUCAACGAUGAACGCGAUGGUGAAGAAAUCAAUACCGACAGGGAAAAAGCUAAUCCAGAGUUAAAUAGUUAUACAUCUACCUGUUCCGAUAUGCCAAGCCCGCCGAUACUUUUAAAUAAAACUAAAGUGCUCAGGAGAGAGAAAUCGCGCGUUCAAUUCUUUAUUGAAAAUGAUCCUCCAACCGCCAAUCGUCCUAAUGACCGACAACGAUUGGAGGACAGCCCAACGGAAUCUUGGAAGAGCGAAUAUUCUGGAACUGAUUUGCCUGAAGCGGAUGCUGAGUUAAAACAUCUAUUCGUUAAGGAACCCCAUCUUCAAAGGGAUGAGGAAAUUGAUAAUCCUUCCAAACCAGAAACUUUGCGCCUGGAUAGUUAUAGCGCAGCAUCUGAAUCGGAUUUAGAAUGCUGUAGAUCUGGAGGCUUAGAAACCCCAGACGGUCGUUUGCUAUACCGACAUUACAUUGAAAGAGCUCUGAAGAAUAAAGGAUUGCGAAAAAUGCUCCGCUGGAUUGUUAUCAUCCAUCGAGUCGGUAUGGUGAGAGCGAAAGAAUCACUAUUGAAACCAGAUCAGUACAAGGGAAGCAGUUGUUCGUCCUCGCCUUACUUGUAUGAAGAUUCAGGACAACUGGGUGGUGAUUGCCGUCCGACUACACCGGAACUUACAGAACUCCGUCGUUACGGAGCUUGGUCUGUAGAGAUCCAGUCGUUGAAAUUGCCCCAGUACCGAACGCUGUACCUCUUCCUUUGUCGAAUGCCAAUGGAUGUAAUUAGGGAAUCUUUAUGCAUUCGCUUGGAGCAGAAACCAGCUGAGCCGUCGGCCCUCAGUAUUCGUCAAUUGAUGCAAGAGUUUAAGGAAGGAUUGAAAGUCGGAGUAAUUUGCAAGCAAAAGUAUCGCAGAGACGUGCAUUCCGUUGUGCCCACUGAUUACGACGUGACGCUACACAGUGCCCUAGAAAAGGAGUUUAAUGAAAUACUCAAAUUGACGUUAAGUGCUUAUCUAGAUUAUUUAAAGCGAUGGGUGUGCAUGGGAUCGCCAACAAGUUCAAUACAGAAAAAUAUUUUGGAGUCGGAAUGGAAUUUCACACGAUCAGUGUGUUCGGAAAUCCCCGGUGGCGAGAUGCUGGCCGGAAACGCAUUCUGUGCAAUAGCUUCAUCCAUGUUAAGUUCAACUGGUAGAUACCUUCGUGAGGGAAUCAACCGAAGGAUGGAAUUUCAAUCAGACACCAGUGGGUCUGAUAAUGAAGAGCGAUCAGAAAAGGAUAUGGCACUUACUAUACUUCGACGCAUUCAGCGAGUCUUAUCAGAAGCUCGUGAUCAGUGCCUAAAAGCAGUUUCUGUUACCAAAAUGAUUCGAAGAGACUUGGAAGUAGCCGCCGAAUUCGAUAUCAGUGUGCCACUCCCGGAACUCCUCCACCGACUCGCUAUUACCGGCCACAUACUUGUCGUUUUACCGCAUAAUGACAAUUAUGUGGUUUUCGUUCCAAAAAGUCUCCGAAGUCAUAGAGAGUACUUGCAUUGUCUCCUGGAUCUCUCCUCUCGUUCAGAACCACCUCCACCGUCCAACGACAGUAAAGAAGAAUCACUUCCCAAUUAUUCCCAAAGCAGCGAAGAUGAUGCAGAGAACGAGGGCUACAUGAUACUACUUCAAACGCAAACUGCCGAUGGAGAAACUAUCGAAACUUUAUGGAAGGGUGAAACAGUUCGCAUUCGUACGCUGCGAGACGAUGCAAUCCUCCGUUCUCAUGUUCAGCGCGAAGUUUUGCUCUUAAUUGUUUUCAACGCCAUUCAUCUAUCAGCCAGGCGUCGUGAAGUACAAGAGUCUCUUGGUCCAGGUCUUGAAUUACGCUACGAAAAUAGGCCGUCCAACUAUGUGGUUGCUGAAUCUCUCCUUCAGCUCAAGAAUGAGGUGAUCUGCUUAAGCCAAACCAUCAUUGAAUCUAUCGAAGAAGUGGUGAAUAAGUGCAGUGUCCAACAUCUAAACGUACAUCUUCUAGACCCGCUGGAGCAGGCUCCACUGAUAAGUCGUUGGAAAGAAGUGGUCCGCCAUUGCUUCAAACUGGGCUUCGAAUUUAACAAAGACGUACUACGUCUUGUUUCUGGCAAGCCUAACGUUGAGCUAGCCCUCAACGUAGUCAAACUAGCCAAUCUGUGGAUGAACUUUACCGUGAAGUACAGCGAACGCGGUCGUGGUCUCAGACCCAAAUGGGCUACUCAGGGGUUAGAAUUUCUCGUUACGGCCUGCGAGUCUGACAUAACUUGUCAUCUCCCCGACGAAGAAUUUUGCAGAAUGAAAGAGUCGAUUAGUCAAUGUGUUCAUCACAUCAUCGGAUCACUAGAUCAAAGUUCUAAAUUGCAAACUUCUUCUCCAGUCGUCCGCCGAUUUUCAAAAAAUUCUAUGCCCGUCUUCCCGAGCAGUUUAUCAGCAGAAACUCUUUCUCCUUUGAAAAGCCCGAUGAGUUCAAGAAAGAUGUCUCUACAGUGUUCCAAUGACGAACGACUUUCGAAUUCGCUGCCUACUCUACCUCGACGGGAUUCUGCCGGAGAUGUUUUGCCGUGGAAGGACCGUGUCUGCCGCUCUGUGCUUUUAAUUGAAUCACAGCGCGAUGCUUCAUUGGAGGAGGCUACAUUGAUUGGUCGCGUAGCCCGUCAAACCAAAGAAGCGAAAUGGCACAUCCGGCUCAAAAGCGUCCAGUUUUCUUGGCAGCGUGGAGUCAAAAUAGGACAAGGACGUUUUGGCAAAGUUUACGUAGCUGUCAACAAUAAAACUGGCGAAUUGAUGGCCAUGAAAGAGAUUGCAUUACAGCCCAACGAUCAUCGGACCAUUCGCAGUGUAGCGGAUGAAUUGCACAUCUUUGAAGGCAUCCAUCACCCGCAUCUCGUGCGUUACUACGGUUUGGAGAUCCAUCGAGAAGAAAUGAUCAUAUUUAUGGAAUUCUGUCCGGAAGGAACACUGGAGCAUUUAGUUGCUUCAACUGAGACAGGUCUACCCGAAGAACUCAUUCGACGUUUCACUCGACAACUUCUCGAAGCCGUCACUGUCUUACACGAAAAUGGAAUCGUGCAUAGAGACAUUAAGGGUGCCAACAUUUUUCUUACCGACGUUGGCAAUUGUUUAAAAUUAGGUGAUUUUGGUUGUGCCGCUAAAAUCAAAUCGCAAACGACCAUGUUUGGAGAACUGCAAGGUUUUGUUGGCACUCAAGCAUUCAUGGCUCCGGAGGUUUUUAUGCAUACGAUGACUGAGGGCCACGGACGCGCGGCCGACAUCUGGAGUGUGGGUUGUGUAGUGAUAGAAAUGGCAACAGGAAAAAGGCCUUGGUAUGAACUCGAAUCAAAUUACGCUAUUAUGUUCAAAGUUGGGAUGGGAGAAGUACCUCCUACGCCACUUACGCUCAGUGAAGAGGGCCAAGCGUUUCUAUCUCAUCUUCUUCAACAUGAUCCGAAACAAAGAGAAAGCGCAGCUAAUCUGCUUGAACACAAUUUUCUAAAAGUCUAUCAGGAAGACGACCCUUUAUACUCUGCAGUGAUUCGUCAUCCGGUUUCUAGUUUAUCGAAACAUUAGCCGUGCAACUGUUUAAAAAAGUUGUGAUUUUGUAAACUACUUAGUUCCUUGUAUUGUCUAUUAUACAUACAUUCCUCCUAUUAUUAUACUUCUCGUAUAUAAAAUAAUAUUCGUUUGAUUGAACGAUUUCCCCCGUUAAAAUAGUAGCAUUACGUAUUUGAUAGGAUAAUAAUAUAGGUAAUAUUACAUAAUGAAUUUUAAAAAUA
Molecule: messenger RNA, 5471 nt
Organism: Daphnia pulex (common water flea)
Lineage: Eukaryota; Metazoa; Arthropoda; Branchiopoda; Diplostraca; Daphniidae
Gene: Mekk1
Product: mitogen-activated protein kinase kinase kinase 4-like
Exons: 23
Coding region: 550-5265 (1571 amino acids)
Biological process (GO): protein phosphorylation; MAPK cascade
Molecular function (GO): ATP binding; protein kinase activity
Source: RefSeq, a predicted model, not a curated record